This is a messenger RNA of Fusarium subglutinans, 807 nucleotides long. Its product is annotated as Rtm1p. Bases 1 to 807 code for a protein of 268 amino acids. Gene Ontology annotation, cellular component: membrane. The transcript has 2 exons. The record is from RefSeq and is a predicted model, not a curated record. NCBI's taxonomy places the organism in Eukaryota, Fungi, Ascomycota, Sordariomycetes, Hypocreales, Nectriaceae.
AUGAAAAUCUCGACAUUUUCAUUGCAAGUGUCUGUAUCACUUAUGCAGCUCCAACUUCAGAACUAUCGCAUUCUCGGUCGAAUCCUAUACUACGUCCCGCACAACUCACCCAUCCACCCCGGGCGUGUCCUGACAACCUUUGGUUUUAUUUCAGGCAUCGUUGAGGCUCUAAAUGGGUGGGGUGCUUCAUACUCGGCGAAUCAAUCCUUGACCGACAGUGAGAUUGAGAUAGGUCAUGCCCUGAUCAAGACCUCAUUGCUCUUACAGGUUUUUGUAGCAAUACUGUUUAUUACUCUGGCUGCUACGUUUCACCGUCGAUGUGUUGUCGCUGGUACCACGAAUGAGCAGCUCAACAAGCCACUAUGGACUUUGUAUAUCAGCAUGACCCUGAUUCUCGCGCGAAUCAUUUAUCGCAUUGUGGAGUACUUCAAUGUUGCGGAACUCAGGUACGGUCCAGGCUUUGAUCCAGCAACAAUUAGUCCUGUCGUGAGAUACGAGUGGUUCUUCUAUGUGUUUGAGGCAGCUCUUAUGCUUUGCAACCUUAUCAUGUUCAACGUACGGCAUCCCCGACGAUACCUUCCCAGAAACAACAAGAUUUAUCUCUCUCCAGACGGAGUUACGGAGAUGGAGGGCCCUGGAUACAAGGACCCGAGGAGGUUGUGGCAAACCCUUAUCGAUCCUUUCGAUAUUCAGGGGUUGGUAACUGGUCGUGGCCGGGAAACUGACAAGUUCUGGGAAACGGCUGGGGGCCUCGGGCGGCCAACAGACUCGACCAAUACUGCAGGAUUCAAGACUGAAACUGUUUAG